Molecule: messenger RNA, 1119 nt
Organism: Naegleria fowleri
Lineage: Eukaryota; Heterolobosea; Eutetramitea; Acrasida; Naegleriidae
Exons: 3
Coding region: 1-1119 (372 amino acids)
Source: RefSeq, a predicted model, not a curated record
AUGACUCCGUACUUCAGCCCUCCAUCCACUCGCGUGGGUGCUUUAUUGAUCGUGCUUGUUCUCUCCCUCUUUGUCAUCAUCAUCCUUUCAUCAGAAAAUGACCACAUGGUCCAAGCAACAACAAGUGAAUGCAGAUAUCCGAAAGGAAAUGUCAACCAAAAACGAAAAGGAGCUGUUCUUGCCCUCGCUGUGGAUACUCUCCAUCAAGAAAUUGAAUCGCAACUCCUUUCUCAUGUCUUUGAAUUGCAAGAACAAGCUCUCACACAAGAGGGAAGAAUUCUCAAUGAUGAAGAUCUCGAGUUCACUGAAUUUCUCGAACAAGAAUUGAUCGAUUCGAGUGGACAAGUGACAAAAUCCUUAUUCAGACGUCGUCUCGGAAGAAGAUUGAGAAGACUCGGUCGAAGAUUGAAACGAGUCGUUCGAAGAGUCACUCAUGGCGUGGGUCGUGUGGGUCGAAGAUUCAAACGAGGUUUCAGAAGUUUUGGAAGAAGAUUUAGAAGAUUAAGAAGACGAUUUGGACGUGGUUUGAGAAGAUUGGGAAGAAGAUUGGGUCGCAGAAUUGGAAGAGGAUUAAGACGAUUGGGAAGAAGAUUGGGACGUGGUUUGAGAAGAUUCGGAAGAGUGGUUCGUCAAUUGAACAGUGCUUUGGUAAAGACUGUCAAAGCUGUGGUUAAGGUUUUAAAGACAGUCCUCAAAGAAGUGACAAGUUUGAUCACUCCGAAAGCAAAAGAAAUUGUGGCCUCAUCCGUUCCUAAAUUUACCGGAGCAACAGGACCCACCAACAAAGUGAUGGAAAAUCGUACACCUUUCAAAGGUCUUGGCGGUGAAUGUGUCUCUUGUCGUGUCGAUUGCAUGAAAGUCUAUCCAGCUGCUGGUGGUUCUCUUUUUUCAAAAUGUUCCAAACGUUUCCAUUAUUAUGGGUGUCAAUUGGUGGCUCCAUGCAUGCAUCCAUCAACUGCCACAGAUUCUGAAAUUGAAGGAAUGAUUGGAAUUUGUGUGGUGAGAAAUGGAUGUGAAUUGAAUCAAUCGGUGUGGGGUGAAAUCACAUGGGUGAAUGCAAAACACAUUCUUCAAACAGUGAUUGGAAGAGUUCGUGCGUCGGGAGUUUCGACAGAGUAA